UGGUGUGAGGGUCCUUAAGAUGAGUUUAGUAACAUGGAUUAAUAAGUGACAAUUGAAAAAACUAAAAAAAAGUGGCCAGAAAAAGUUAUCUGAAUUUUAGAAUCCGAUGGCACAGUAUCCUGCUAACCUCAUCUCUGUUGAAGGUUCUUUUUCUGCACAUAGCAAGGAACUAGCUAGCACCAUAAGGUGGACAGUAGUAGAAUUGGGAAUUCAAAAUCAAUGUACAUCUUUGGGGAGAAAAUUCCAUGAAUAGAAGUUGACUAUAUAGUGUUGGAGAUGCCAAAUUCUUUUGGGAAUUCUUGUGACUAAUCUGCUGAUGUAUGCUUUUACCCUUUUCUAAAUGCAAUAUAAUACAUAAUGAUGAGAUGCCCAAUGGAUGGCCACUGGGUCUUGGGUUUUUGAAUAUAAAGCUUAGAGUUACAGAGGCACCCGCAGCUGCACCGGUGGAGCCUUUCUCAUCGACGCAGAUGCCAUCCACCAGCUUCUCCUCAUUCUCAUCCUCUAACCUUGAUACUGAGCAGUCAACAGCAUCUUUCUUCCAAGACAAGAGUGUAUCCCUUGGGCGUCUUAUAGGAAUAAGAGGAGGGGAGAGAGGACGAUUGUACUUGCCAAACACGCUGAGGUUUGAAGACACUACUGAGAAGAAAACAUUAGGAGAUGCUUCUUGUUCUGAUUCAUCUAACUCAAAGGUACAAGAAGUGGAUGUGUCUGGAGGCAUUUGCAUACCCACAUUACUUGAUGUCCUGCUCAGAAUCAGCACCAAAACUAAGAGAACUUCAAGGAACUAGCUACUACCUACCAUAUGACUAUGAUGCCGUCACACUAAAGAAUUUAACUAGUGAUUUUCAUCCCAUUUUUCUUGAAUGGUCCAUUUGAUCUUUCACAACUCUAUUGUAACUUAGUUAUAUUUCAGAUUAUGGGGAUUAUACAUAAUAAUAAAAGAAUUGGGGUUGAGUGUAUUU
Molecule: messenger RNA, 962 nt
Organism: Arachis ipaensis
Lineage: Eukaryota; Viridiplantae; Streptophyta; Magnoliopsida; Fabales; Fabaceae
Source: RefSeq, a predicted model, not a curated record